Molecule: messenger RNA, 3963 nt
Organism: Staurois parvus
Lineage: Eukaryota; Metazoa; Chordata; Amphibia; Anura; Ranidae
Source: the annotation of a GenBank genome assembly
AUGAGAGAGAGUCCAUUGUCAUGCUCAGCGUGUGGGAAAUCUUUCACAGAAGAAAGGGCACUUCUUAGACACAUAAAAGGUCACAAAAGCGAGCGCCUUUUCUUAUGUUCAGAGUGUGGGAAAUGUUUCGCUGAGAAAGGCGGUCUUGUUAGACACCAGAGAAUCCAUACAGGCGAGCAUCUCUAUUCAUGUUUAGAAUGCGGAAAAUGUUUCAUUCAGAAAGAAAAACUUCACAUUCAUGAGAGGAGUCACACAGGUGAACGUCCGUAUUCAUGUUCAGAGUGCGGGAAAUGUUUCAGUCAAAAGGGAGACCUUAUAAUACACCAGAGGAUUCACACAGGUGAGCGUCCUUAUUCAUGUUCAGAGUGCGGCAAGUGUUUUACUGAGAAAGGAAAGCUACACAUACACCAAAGAAGUCACACAGGUGAACGGCCUUAUUCAUGUUUAGAGUGCGGGAAGUGUUUCAUUCAGAAAGGAAACCUUCUAACACACCAGAGAAUUCACACGGGCGAACGUCCUUAUGAAUGCUCAGUGUGUGGGAAAUGUUUCACUAGGAAUCAAGGACUUCUUAAACACCAAAGAAUUCACACAGGUGAGCGUCCAUAUUCAUGUUCAGAGUGUGGGAAAUGCUUCAUCCAGAAAAGAGACGUACAUAAACACCAGAGAAGUCACACAGGUGAGCGUCCCUAUUCGUGCUCAGAGUGUGGGAAACGUUUCAUUCAGAAAGGAGACCUUCUUAAACACCACAGAAUUCACACAGGUGAGCGUCCUUAUUCAUGUUCAGAGUGCGGGAAAAGCUUCACUCAGAAACGCGCACUUAACGCACACCAGAGCGCUCACACAGGUGAGCGCCCUUAUCGCUGCUCAGCAUGCGGGAAGUGUUUCAGUUGGAAAAGCGCACUUGCUACUCACCAGAGAAUUCACACGGGCGAGCGUCCUUAUUCCUGUUCAGGGUGCGGGAAAGGUUUCACUCGGAAAAAUGCGCUCAUCACACACCAGAAGAUUCACACGGGCGAGCGUCCUUAUUUGUGUUCGGAGUGCGACCAAAGGAUUCACACGGGUGAGCAUCCUUAUUCAUGUUCCGAGUGCGGGAAAUGUUUCGUUCACAAAAGAAACCUACUGGAACACCAAAGAAGUCACACAGGCGAGCGCCUUUAUUCGUGUCCGGAGUGCGGGAAAUCUUUCAAUCAGAAAGGAAACCUUCUCAAACACCGGAUGAUUCACACGGGCGAGCGACCUUAUCUGUGUUCAGAGUGCGGAAAAGGUUUCACUCAGAGAGACAGACUUCUUAUACACAACAGAAUUCACACAGGCGAGCGUCCUUAUUCCUGUUCAGAGUGUGGGAAAUGUUUCAUUCAGAAAGACAAACUUCUGAGACACCAGAGAAGUCACACCGGUGAGCGUCCUUUUUCAUGUCCAGUGUGCGGGAAAUGUUUCAGUCGUAAAAGCGCACUUGUUCCACACCAGAAAAUUCACACAGGUGAGCGUCCUUUCUCAUGUUCAGAGUGCGGGAAAUCUUUCAUUCAGAAAGGAAGCCUCCUUAUACACCAGAGAAUUCACACGGGUGAGCGUCCCUAUUCAUGUUCAGAGUGCGGGAAAUGUUUUUUUCAGAAAGUGGAACUUGUUAAUCACCAGAAAAUUCAUACUGGUGAGCGUCCUUUCUCAUGUUCAGAGUGUGGUAAAGGUUUCAUACAUAAAGGAAACUUUCUUAAACACCAGAAAACUCACACAGGUGAGCGUCCUUAUUCAUGUUUAGAGUGCGGGAAAAGUUUCAUUCAGAAAAGUAGUCUUGUCUUUCACCAGAGAGUUCACACGGGUGAGCGCCCUUAUUCAUGUUUAGAGUGCGGAAAAGCCUUUACUCAAAAAAGACAUCUUGUUAUCCACCAGCAAAUUCACAAGAGUGAGCAUCCUUUCUCAUGUUCAGAGUGUGGGAAAUGUUUCAAUCAGAAAGGAAGCUUUCUUAAUCACCAGAGACUUCACACGGGCGAGCGUCCCUAUUCAUGUUCAGAUUGCGGGAAAUGUUUUGUAAUAAAAAGUCACCUUGUUACACACCAGAGAACUCACACAGGAGAACGACCUUAUUCCUGUUCAGAGUGCGGGAAAUGUUUUGUUACAAAUGGACAACUUGUUAUACACCAGAGGAGUCACACAGGUGAGCGUCCUUAUUCGUGUUCGGAGUGCGGGAAAUGUUUCAUUCACAAAGGAGAACUUAGUAAACAUCAUAGAAGUCACACGGGUGAACGUCCCUUUCCAUGUUCAGAGUGCGGGAAAUGUUUCAGUGAUCAAGGAAGCCUUCUUAUACAUCAGAGAACUCACACCGGUGAGCGUCCCUAUUCAUGUUCAGAGUGUGGGAAAUGUUUCACUAUGAAAGAAAGCCUUGUUUCUCAUUUUAGAAUUCACACAGGUGAGCGUCCCUAUUCAUGUUCAGAGUGCGAGAAAAGCUUCAUUACAAAAGGACACCUUGUUUUACAUGAAAGAAUUCACACAGGUGAACGUCCUUUUUCAUGUUUAGAGUGCGGGAAAUGUUUCAGCGACAAAGGUUACCUGCGUAAACAUCAACGAAUUCACACAGGCGAGCGUUCUUAUUCAUGUUCAGAGUGCCGGAAAUAUUUCAGUCACAAAGUGAGCCUUCUUUUACAUCAGAAAAUUCACACGGGCGAGCGUCCCUUUUCCUGUUCACAGUGCGAGAAAUGUUUCAUCACCAAACAAAACCUUGUUUCACACCAAAAGAUUCACGCAGGUGAACGUCCCUAUUCAUGUUCAGAGUGCGGGAAACAUUUCAUUACGAAAGGACAGCUUGUUUCACACCAAAAAAUUCACACAGGUGAGAAUCCUUACUCAUGCUUGGAGUGCGGGAAAUUCUUCAAUCACAAAGGAAACCUUCAUAAACAUCAGAAAAUUCACACAGGCGAACGUCCCUUUCCGUGUUCGGAUUGCGGGAAAAGUUUUAUUCAGAAACACGAUCUUCUGAAACACCAGAAAGUUCACAGCGGGGAGCGUCCCUAUUUAUGCUCAGAGUGCGGGAAAUGUUUCACUCAAAAGGGAGCACUUACUAGACACCAGAAAAUUCACACAGGUGAGCGUCCCUAUUCUUGUUCAGAGUGCGGGAAAUCCUUCACUCUGAAGGGAAAUCUUGUGCAACACUACAGAACACACACAGGCGAGCGUCCCUAUCCAUGUUCAGAGUGCAAGAAAUCUUUCACUCAAAAACGUGACCUUCAUAUACAUCAGAGAAUUCACACAGGUGAUCGUCCCUACUCAUGUUCAGAGUGUGGGAAAUCCUUCACUCAGAAAGUAGUCCUUCUUAAACAUCAGAGAAUUCACACAGAUGAGUGUCCUUAUUCAUGUACAGAGUGCGGGAAAUGUUUCCUUAAAAAAGAAGAGCUUACUACACACCAUAGAAUUCACACGGGAGAGCAUUCUUUUUCAUCUUCACAGUGCGGGAAAUCUUUCACUCAUAAAGGAGACCUACUUACACACCAGAGAAAACACAGAGGUGAGCAUCCUUAUUUAUGUUCAGAGUGCGGGAAAUCUUUCUCUCAGAAAGGAAACCUUGUGACCCACCAAAGAAUUCACACGGGUGAGCGUCCUUUUUUAUGUUCGGAGUGCGGAAAUUCUUUCACAGAGAAAAGAAGCCUUGUUGAACACCAGAGAAUUCACACGGGUGAACAUCCCUAUUCAUGUUCAGAGUGCGGGAAAACUUUCACUCAUAAAAUAGGCUAUGUAACACACCGGAGAACACACACGGGUGAGCGUCCUUAUUCAUGUUUAGAGUGCGGGAAAUCCUUCACUCUGAAAGGAGACCUUGUUAGGCAUCAGAGAAGUCACACGGGCGAGUGUCCUUAUUCAUGUUCAGAGUGCGGGAAGUCUUUCACUCAAAAACCAAGUCUUGUUAGACACCAGAGGAUUCACACGGUGAGCGUCCCUAUUCAUGUACAGAGUGCGGGAAAUGUUUCGCUGUGA